CCUCACCGCCUGCUCUGGAGUCUAUUGGGAGGGUGAUUUUACACUUCCGUCAUUGUAGCUUAGCAAAGCAACCGGUUUGUCGGGCAGUUACAUUUGUAACAAAAAGAAACUAGAGCGAUGAUGUAUCUCAACCGUAGCGCGUUCCUCUACUGGACACAUUGGAAAUAAAAUAAUUUUGGAAGUGGUGAUAUUAUUGUACAGCGAUUGUAUCACUGUCUAUUGUUAGCCUGUUAGCUUCCAAUCUGUUUGUGUAACUACUACUGAGGAACGACGAGACGGCUUUCUGUUCUCAUAACUAAGAUUGUUAUCCACUCAAAGCAAUGGACGGGGACUCUGAGUCAGCCUCUGAGAGGAUUCUGCUGGAGCCAUACAAGUAUUUGUUGCAACUGCCAGCUAAACAAGUCAGGACGAAGCUUGCCCAGGCUUUUAACCACUGGCUGAAUGUUCCAGAGGACAAACUGCAGGUCAUCAUUGCUGUGAUUGAGAUGCUGCACAACGCCAGCCUGCUCAUAGAUGACAUUGAGGACAGCUCCAAGCUGAGGCGAGGUUUCCCCGUGGCCCACAGCAUUUAUGGCAUUCCCUCUGUUAUUAACUCAGCCAACUAUGUCUAUUUUUUGGGCUUGGAGAAGGUUCUAACCCUGGACCACCCUGAGGCUGUUAAAGUGUUUACUCGGCAACUGUUGGAGUUGCACCGCGGCCAAGGCCUGGACAUCCACUGGAGAGAUACCUACACCUGCCCCACCGAGCAGGAGUACCGCAACAUGGUGCUGCAGAAAACUGGAGGACUCUUUGGCUUGGCUGUGGGCCUGAUGCAGCUCUUCUCAGAAUGGAAACAAGACCUGAAACCCCUACUGGACACACUGGGUCUUUUCUUUCAGAUUCGUGACGACUAUGCCAACCUGAGAUCCCGUGAGUACAGCGACAACAAAAGUUUCUGUGAGGACCUGACGGAGGGAAAGUUCUCCUUUCUCACCAUCCACGCCAUAUGGUCACGUCCAGAGAGCACGCAGGUGCAAAACAUCCUAAGGCAGCGCACGGAGAACAUGGACAUUAAACGAUACUGCGUGGACUAUCUGGAGAAGGUAGGCUCGUUUGCCCACACCCGCCAGACUCUGCGGGACCUGGAGAUAGAGGCCUAUCGUCUCAUCAAAGGCUUCGGGGGAAAUCCUCAACUGGAGAGUCUGGUCAAACACCUGAGUUUAAUGUAUCACGAGGCUGAAGCUGCAGGAGAGUCCACCACUGCUACUGAUUCACACGCCAACCAAAACCACUGACCUUAUCCACCUUUCUCUGCUGCAUUAGUCAGAUCACAGCCACGCACACUCCACCGACACAGGAGCCGGCCAGCUACGCUGAGAUACGCACUUGAUGAAGCAUGGAACACAAACAGAAAUGUUAAAUUCAAACAAGGUCCAAAUGUUGCCUUUACACAUUGUUGUUUUCUAGAUGCAUAUACUGGUUGCAAGAAAUAGAAAAAACGUGGAACUCUGAACAAAGACCUGAAGUCGAUUUGCUCUUUUCAGGUACACUGAAUAAAAGAAAACUAAAACCACA
Molecule: messenger RNA, 1554 nt
Organism: Cynoglossus semilaevis (tongue sole)
Lineage: Eukaryota; Metazoa; Chordata; Actinopteri; Pleuronectiformes; Cynoglossidae
Gene: ggps1
Product: geranylgeranyl diphosphate synthase 1
Exons: 4
Coding region: 321-1274 (317 amino acids)
Biological process (GO): isoprenoid biosynthetic process
Molecular function (GO): prenyltransferase activity
Source: RefSeq, a predicted model, not a curated record